GUGGCACUAUCCUACUGAUUUGACUGAUUUCCUCCUCAAACGAGUCGGCAAUCCCACCUAUAAAGAUAGCACCUCAGAUCCCUAAUCUGCACAAUUGCAAGAAGAUAAAAAUAUAAGAAUUCUCAAGCGCAGCUUUGUUCAAAACGCUCUCAAGAUGCAGAUCUUUGUUAAGACUCUCACUGGAAAGACAAUCACCCUUGAGGUGGAAAGCUCUGACACCAUUGACAAUGUAAAAGCCAAAAUUCAGGACAAAGAGGGUAUCCCACCGGACCAGCAAAGGCUUAUCUUCGCUGGUAAGCAACUUGAAGAUGGUCGCACUUUGGCUGACUAUAACAUCCAAAAGGAAUCCACCCUUCACUUGGUGCUUCGUCUCCGUGGUGGUAUGCAAAUCUUUGUUAAAACCCUUACUGGAAAAACCAUAACUUUGGAGGUUGAAAGCUCGGACACUAUUGAUAAUGUCAAGGCUAAGAUCCAAGACAAGGAGGGUAUCCCACCAGACCAGCAGAGGCUUAUCUUUGCUGGAAAGCAGCUGGAAGAUGGUCGGACCCUUGCUGAUUACAACAUCCAAAAGGAAUCAACCCUCCACUUGGUGCUCCGCCUCCGCGGUGGUAUGCAAAUCUUUGUGAAGACCUUGACGGGAAAAACUAUAACCUUGGAAGUUGAAAGCUCGGAUACCAUAGAUAAUGUCAAGGCAAAGAUCCAAGACAAGGAGGGUAUCCCACCAGAUCAGCAGAGGUUGAUCUUUGCUGGGAAGCAAUUAGAAGAUGGAAGGACAUUAGCCGAUUACAACAUUCAGAAGGAGUCCACCUUGCAUUUGGUGCUUCGUCUGCGUGGAGGAAUGCAGAUUUUUGUCAAGACCUUGACUGGAAAAACCAUUACUUUGGAGGUUGAGAGCUCCGAUACCAUCGAUAAUGUGAAGGCUAAGAUUCAAGACAAAGAAGGUAUCCCACCAGACCAGCAGAGGUUGAUUUUUGCUGGCAAGCAGUUAGAGGAUGGACGGACCUUAGCCGAUUACAAUAUUCAAAAGGAAUCGACUUUGCACUUGGUGCUGCGUUUGCGAGGAGGGAUGCAGAUUUUUGUGAAGACUCUGACCGGAAAAACCAUUACAUUGGAGGUCGAGAGUUCAGACACAAUUGACAAUGUCAAGGCGAAGAUUCAGGACAAAGAAGGUAUUCCACCAGAUCAGCAAAGGCUUAUCUUUGCAGGCAAGCAGCUUGAAGACGGGAGGACUCUUGCAGACUACAAUAUUCAGAAGGAGUCUACCCUUCAUCUGGUGCUGCGCCUGCGUGGUGGGAUGCAGAUCUUUGUGAAAACAUUGACUGGGAAGACCAUUACCUUGGAGGUCGAGAGUUCUGAUACAAUUGAUAAUGUGAAAGCAAAGAUUCAGGACAAAGAAGGAAUACCUCCAGAUCAGCAGAGGCUUAUCUUUGCGGGCAAACAGCUUGAAGAUGGAAGGACUCUGGCGGAUUACAAUAUACAGAAGGAGUCCACUCUGCACCUUGUUCUUCGCCUUCGUGGUGGUUUCUAAUCUGUUUCAUUCCCGUUGUGUAAUGGCUCAUAAUAUUUGACGAACUUGCUAUAAUUUGGUGCUUUGGCAUGGUAGUAGUAUCUUGUGGGAACCGUUGAGGGGCCACGUUCUGGUCAAGCUAUCGGUCAUUUAAAUAAAGUCGUGCUUUCCCUUAA
Molecule: messenger RNA, 1683 nt
Organism: Juglans microcarpa x Juglans regia
Lineage: Eukaryota; Viridiplantae; Streptophyta; Magnoliopsida; Fagales; Juglandaceae
Product: polyubiquitin
Exons: 2
Coding region: 155-1528 (457 amino acids)
Biological process (GO): modification-dependent protein catabolic process; protein ubiquitination
Cellular component (GO): cytoplasm; nucleus
Molecular function (GO): protein tag activity; ubiquitin protein ligase binding
Source: RefSeq, a predicted model, not a curated record